AUGCAGUCCUUCUCGAGACAGAUGCGCCCGGCAGGCAAGCUGCUGAACCAGGCCGCCAGACGGUCCUACAGCGUCUCCCAGGCCGGCCCCUACUCCAAGACGAUCGACAACCUGCGCAUCAACAGCGACACCAAGGUCAUCUACCAGGGCUUCACCGGCAAGCAGGGAACCUUCCACGCCCAGCAGGCCAUCGACUACGGCACCAAGGUCGUCGGUGGAACGAACCCCAAGAAGGCCGGCCAGGAGCACCUGGGUCUCCCCGUCUUCGGCAACGUCAGCGAGGCCGUCAAGGAGACCGGCGCCUCUGCCACCGCCAUCUUCGUCCCCCCCCCUCUGGCCGCCGCCGGCAUCGAGGAGGCCAUCGCCGCCGAGAUCCCCCUCGUCGUCUGCAUCACCGAGGGUAUCCCCCAGCAUGACAUGGUCCGCAUCACCAACAUGCUCAAGACGCAAUCCAAGACCCGCCUCGUCGGCCCCAACUGCCCCGGCAUCAUCGCCCCCGGCCAGUGCAAGAUCGGCAUCAUGCCCGGCUUCAUCCACAAGCGCGGCCGCAUCGGCAUCGUCUCCCGCUCCGGCACCCUGACCUACGAGGCCGUCAACCAGACCACCCAGGCCGGCCUCGGCCAGUCCCUCGUCGUCGGCAUCGGCGGCGACCCCUUCAGCGGCACCAACUUCAUCGACUGCCUCAAGGUCUUCCUCGAGGACGAGGAGACGGACGGCAUCAUCAUGAUCGGCGAGAUCGGCGGUUCCGCCGAGGAGGACGCCGCCGACUUCCUCCGCGCCAACAACACCGUCAACGGCGGCAAGCCCGUCGUCUCCUUCAUCGCCGGUAUCUCCGCGCCCCCCGGCCGCCGCAUGGGCCACGCCGGCGCCAUCGUCUCCGGCGGCAAGGGCGGCGCCGACUCCAAGAUCUCCGCCCUCAAGUCCGCCGGCGUCAUCGUCGAGCCCUCGCCCGCCGGCCUCGGCAAGGCCCUGUACGACGAGUUCGUCCGCCGCGACCUCCUGUAA
Messenger RNA from Colletotrichum karsti, 1005 nucleotides. Its product is annotated as succinyl-CoA ligase subunit alpha. The record is from RefSeq and is a predicted model, not a curated record. Gene Ontology annotation, cellular component: succinate-CoA ligase complex (ADP-forming); mitochondrion. Gene Ontology annotation, molecular function: succinate-CoA ligase (ADP-forming) activity; succinate-CoA ligase (GDP-forming) activity. The transcript is spliced from 5 exons. Bases 1 to 1005 code for a protein of 334 amino acids. Gene Ontology annotation, biological process: tricarboxylic acid cycle. NCBI's taxonomy places the organism in Eukaryota, Fungi, Ascomycota, Sordariomycetes, Glomerellales, Glomerellaceae.